AUGACUGUCUUUCCUUCUUUACCUUUAGAUUGUCUUGAAGAAAUUUUAGGUUAUCUUAUAGAUGAUCAAAAUACCCUUUAUUCAUGUAUUCUUUCAACUCGCCUCUUUUGUAAAUUAUCUAUCCCUUUACUAUGGUUUCAUCCUUUCAAAACUAAACCGACUAAUCAUAAAUCAUACACCAUUAUCUCAGUAUUAGUAUCUUCUCUCUCCAAAGAAGUUAAACGAUCUUUAAUAAAAGAAGGCAUUAAAAUCCCUUCAGAUUUGUCCAAACCUUUAUUUGAAUACACAAAUUAUAUUCAAGGGUUUGAUACUGGACACUUUCAAAUGGCCAUAUAUAAAUGGUUAAAUGUUUAUAAUAAACCUAAUAAAACUAAUAAACAACCUAUAAAAUAUUUUAUUGGUUUCAUGGGAAAUAUAAUUGGAAAUUAUAUAGUUAGUGUUUCGCGCGGCAUAAAAUUUCUUACUUUAAAUUAUGACAUAGAUUAUUCCUCCCAAAAUUCGGUUGAACGAUCAAACAUCGAAAAUCUCAUGAACAUUUCUUCUUAUUAUGGAAUAGAAAAUAGAUUAAGUCAUCUUAGAGAAUUAAAGAUUAAAACUAAACAUUCUCAAGAUAUAGAAUUUUCUUUAGAAAUCUAUAUAAUCACUCGAUACGCAAUAAACAUUAAACAAAUAAUUGUUGAUACUCAUUAUAUAAUUGAUGAUUUAUUUUAUCAAGCAAUUUCACAUUUAAUAUCCAUACAAAAAAAUCUUAAUUCUUUAAGAUUAGCAGAAAGAUGGGAUGACACAGCGACUCCUUUAGUAUAUAAAGCAAUUCAAACUCAAGCAAAAUCAUUGACAACUUUAGAAUUAUCGGAAUUUAGAAAUUUACAAGCAUUAAUACAUCUUUUGGGAAAUUGCUCUAAUUUAGAAACAUUAUUCUUAACAGAACAUUUUAGUAUUGUAAAUGCUCAACAAAUGUAUGAUUCAAUUAAUCAUUUACCAUCAAUUUAUAUCAAACAUUUAAAAGCAUACAAUAUUUCAUUUCCAAAAAUUUCAGAUUACACUUUAAUGAUUCAAACACUUAUUCAAUUAGCAAAUCAACAUUUAAACACUAUUAUGUUACAAUAUUCUGAUUCUAAAAUUAUUAAUAAUAUAGGUCAUUUUUGUCCACAAAUUACAUUUUUAUCUUUAACUGUUACCUUUGAUGAAUUUCCUUCUCUUUGUGAAAACCUUCCUUUAUUAACUUCUCUUGAUUAUUUACAUUUAGUAUUCGCGCAUAUAGAAGGUUCCAUUGGUUAUAUUGAUCCAAUUCUUCCAUCAAAUGAAACUUUAGAAAAAUUAGCUAAAUCUUUUCCACCAAACUUAAAGUAUUUAGCAAUUUAUUUUGGUAUUCCUCCGUGCAAAAGAUCAAUUUUUGACCUUCCAAAUAAAUUAGGUAAAAUUCUUCGUAAUAUAAAAAAUCCUCUCGAAAAAUUAGACAUAUAUAAUGAGAUGGAUCUGGAAUUAAUGGACGUGAUCAUUGAAUAUGCAACUGAAAUUGGAGGAUUAAAAAAAUUAGGAAUCGUUGAUGGAUGGCGAAAUGACAAUUUAUUUGAACAAGUCAAAGAUGUAAUUGAGAUUAUCGGUAAAGCUUACGUAUUUGGUAUCAAAUAUGAAUCUUUUCAUAUUGAUGAAUUACGAGCUUUCCAAAAAUCUUAG
Molecule: messenger RNA, 1677 nt
Organism: Diversispora eburnea
Lineage: Eukaryota; Fungi; Glomeromycota; Glomeromycetes; Diversisporales; Diversisporaceae
Source: the annotation of a GenBank genome assembly